AUGUCGGCGGAACCCCCGCCGCCGGCGGGUGGAGGAUCGGGGACGUCGCACCAAACCGAUACCAGUGCGGGCCAAAGACGCCCUCCCACAGAGUCGUCAUCCCCGAACCCUAAAGGUGACCGGGAGGCGCAGCAUGCUAAGAAGAAAGCGAAACAAACUUACUCGUCGCCUAUUGUUGAAGAGAUCAGGGACGAAGUGCUCUCUGACGCGGAGGCUGAACUCAGCCCUACCCCCCCCCCCCCCCAGCUCGACCAGCAGCAUGGACUCAGUCCAUGGGAGCGGCUAGGAAGCUGUUCGGCGAGACAAAACGCCUGGACGAAUGGUACAUAG
Linum trigynum is the source of this 330-nucleotide messenger RNA. NCBI's taxonomy places the organism in Eukaryota, Viridiplantae, Streptophyta, Magnoliopsida, Malpighiales, Linaceae. The record is from the annotation of a GenBank genome assembly.